GAGUCUCAUUCCAUCAUUGACUACACAGACACUCUCUCUCAAGUCUAUAUCCAUACCCUUUGUUUCAUAUAGCCAAAGGAGUUGGACUCUCCAUUGAUUCAGAUCCACUUUUAUAGCUUCUUCCACUAUAAGCCUAUUAAAUUCUCACUCUUUUCCUUAACACAAGAACAAAAACCACAAAAACUUUAACUACAGCUUACUCACAAAAUGAAUACCAACAACAACAGCAACAACUAUAACAUGUCUCCACUCUCUGAUCAUCAAAACAAACCCAUCAUUCAUGAAUUCGAUUUUUUCUCUCUAAAUAAUACCAACCAUGCCUCUACUUCUGCACCCCCCCUUCAUCAUUGCACCCCUUCUUCUCUUACUGAAUCCAAAGUAAACACUAGUUUGAAUCUUCUUACCACAAACACAAGCAGUGAUCAAUCCAUGGUGGAACCUGACAUAUCAAAUAAGUCAGAAGACAAAAGAGAUAAGCUUGAGCUUGAUGUUCUUCAAGCUGAGCUUGAGAGAAAGAAGGCGGAGAAUCACAGGCUGAGGAACAUGUUUGACGAAGCCAAGAUGAAUUACGAGGCGCUGCAAAUGCAUAUGUUGAGUUUGAUGCAGGAGAGAAGCGUAGAGGAUUGUAAAGAAGAGGAACAAGAAGAAGAGAAGCCAAAUGGGAAUGGUGGAGUUUUGAUUCCAAGACAAAUUGUAGAUCUUGCGAAAGACAACGAGGAAGGUUCUAAGGAUGAAGAACUUGUGUUUGAUCCUGACAAAGAGGAAUCUGACCACGAAAAUGAAAGAAAUGAUAGUCAAGUUUUAGCAGCUAAUAAUAAUACUAAUAAUGUUUCAAAUUUCAGUGCUCAAACUAAUGUUGAAGAAGCUGAGGCAACGAUGAAGAAAGCUAAAGUUUCGGUUCGAGCUCGGUCGGAGGCUAAUAUGGUACUUCAAUUUCAUAUUUUGGUUAAAAUAAUGGAAUUUAUUUUUUGGAUUUUAUCUGAUGCAAACCAUUAUUUGUUGUCUCAGAUCAAUGAUGCGUGUCAAUGGAGAAAGUAUGGACAGAAGAUGGCGAAAGGAAAUCCGUUUCCUCGAGCUUAUUAUCGAUGCACCAUGGCUUUAAAUUGUCCGGUGAAAAAACAGGUACAAAGGUGUGCUGAGGACAAAUCAAUAUUAGUAACAACAUAUGAAGGAAAUCACAACCAUGCUUUGCCACCAGCAGCUAUGGAAAUGGUAAAACAAACAUCAGCAGCAGCAAGAAUGCUACUAUCAGGGCCAAUGACAAGUCCUGAUGGACUAAUGAAUUCAAAUUUUCUCACAAGAACAGUGUUUCCUUCUUCUUCAAGCAUUGCAACUAUUUCGGCAUCAGCUCCAUUUCCAACCAUUACAUUGGACUUAACUCAAUCACCAAAUAAUCCAUUACAGUUUCCUACUCAGACAUUGUUUAAUCAGUCAGGAUUUUCAGGACUUCAAAUGUCUCAAGAUGCAGAAACUUCGCAAUCUCAACAGAUAUCACAGAACCUUACAGCUGAUCCUGACUUGACUGCAGUUUUGGUAGCUGCUAUUACUUACAUGAUUGGGGUGGCACAACCAAACGAUAAUGACACAAAAACCAAUAAUAAUAAUGGCAAUGUUAUAUAAGUAACAAUGCCAAUGAAAGCAAU
Molecule: messenger RNA, 1643 nt
Organism: Lathyrus oleraceus (garden pea)
Lineage: Eukaryota; Viridiplantae; Streptophyta; Magnoliopsida; Fabales; Fabaceae
Product: probable WRKY transcription factor 31
Exons: 4
Coding region: 208-1620 (470 amino acids)
Biological process (GO): regulation of DNA-templated transcription
Molecular function (GO): sequence-specific DNA binding; DNA-binding transcription factor activity
Source: RefSeq, a predicted model, not a curated record